Symbiodinium sp. CCMP2456 is the source of this 4641-nucleotide messenger RNA. The record is from the annotation of a GenBank genome assembly. NCBI's taxonomy places the organism in Eukaryota, Dinophyceae, Suessiales, Symbiodiniaceae.
AUGGUUCACAUGCCGCAGUUCUGGGUUGGACAGAAGCCAUCAGCCGAGGUGAAUGAGACGACAAAUGAAACAGCAGAUUGUGUCAAUGCCACAAUCAACGAGACUGCCUGUUUUUCACGUGAUGCCGCAAUGCUCCAGAAUGUCGAACCGAAGAACACCAAGGAACUCUUUGCCAAGGCUUAUGGGGCGUCGGCCCUUCUCGAUCACCAGAAAGAGAGCUACCUUUAUGGAAUGAAAGAGCUCGACGACUGUCGAAAGAUCAACGAAACGACAGCAGUGCGUCAAGUAUCCAAUGAUCCCCUCAAAAUCUCGAUGCCUUGCAUCUUCGACCCACAAGCGACUUUGUUGUGUGACCAUUGGCGUCUGGACUCCUACGAGAAGGUGUGCUUGCAGGCUGCUUGGAUGGUUGGACUGGCGCUGAGUCUGGCUGCCCUUGCUGGGUCAACCCUGGCUGGGCCCAAAAUCAGGAACAUGUUUGGCGAGUCGCCGGAGGCCUCUACGCUUUCGAAGGACGACAUCAACCGAAUGGAAGCAGAGGCGGUCGUGAACGUCAUCUAUGGAGAUUCCACAGCAGCUGUUGCCAAAGUCAUUGAGAUGGUAUUCAACGUGUGCACUGUCAUGAUACCCAUCUCGAACGUGGCCAUAUAUGCACUUGCUACGGAGAAAACUUAUUUUCCGGCUUCCCAAGGGCACGGAAUCUUUCAGUUGUGUGCGGACUGGCACGACGCCUGGUUGCUGGGAUCCAUUUGCCUGCUGAUCUUUUUUCAGGCUGUAAGGGCAGCAGCAUCCAGGAAAAGCCCACGAUUCUGUGGCAGUGGCAGCUUUGCGUGGUUGGUGUACCUCUUGACGGAUGUCAGCUCUAUAGCUGACAGUGUGGCCGUAGCGCUGUCUUCCUAUUCCUUCUUGUAUUGCAGAGCUGUCCACUGGAACUGGAUGAUCUUCUCCUUCGUGCGUGUGAUCGAAUCCCUGGGACACUGGGGCGUCGGCGUGAACUUCCAUGGUUUCACGCAGGGGGGAGGUGGCAGAGAGGACCGUCGAAUGCUGAUUGCAAUGAGUGGCUUUGGUCUGGUGAUGUGGGUCUUAAUCGGAAGCCUAUACUAUGCAGUGAACAGCCAGAACUCUGCGAGCGAGUGGGUAACAGCCGUUCCUUCUUGGCAGCGCUUUGAAUCCAUUCCAUCUUCCAUGUUCUUUGCCUUGCUGAACCUGUACAAAAAGAAUCCUUUGGCUCUUGCUUUUGACAACUUCCACGAGCAGCUGCUGGUGAUCUUUGUGAAUGUCGCUUGUGUUCCAAUCUUCGCAUUGGUGGCGGGCAUGAUUGGCAGCGCAGUUACCAAUGCAGUAUGUGCCAAGGAUCCGAGAGACAACAAGCUGCAAGAGGAAGAGGCGAAUGCUGGUGGAGCUGGCGGCGGCGAGGAGUACGAGGAGGAGGAAGAGGAGGAAGAAGAGCAGGAAGAGGAUCCUCUUGUGGAAGACGUAGAAGAUGUCAGAGUGGCGAACAUCUCUGUGCCGGAGCAGUGGCGACAAAUUCUCCUUUCAUGGCAAGAAUAUUUCCUGAGCCUGACGUGGGAGGACAACCUCCAUCCAGUUAUCAUGGCCAUCUUGGGUUUCGGAUCGAUCUUCUUCUAUGGCGUGACUACCUCGUACAGAGACAAUGGGACUCCCUGGUUCCCUCCUUGGGCCUAUCCAGCAGUCGAUGGAGCUAUCGGAGCGGCCUUCCUUGCAGACUGGAUCACGAGCUCCGCCCGCUCCGUCGCAGCAAUGCGAGACAGCAGCGAGGCUGCAGACACCGACGGCCUUGACACAGCCGACAUGUCGCUUUGGAGACACACAGGCUACUUCACUGCUUCCGUGCCCGGCAUCUCUCAUUUGCUGUUGGUCGUGGCGAAUGGCCUGGAGGAGUCGCAGGACAAGUUUGUUUUCUGCCUUUGCAGUCUCUGGCGGAUCUACUUGUUGGAGAAGUGGUUGGACCAUCCGUUUCAGCUCGUUCUGGAAGCUGUGCAUAAGCAUCGGAAAGCUUUGGCAACCACAGGUGCCGUUUCCAUUUUCGUUUGGUUCCUUGGUGCCCAUCUUCUCUUUGUCUCGGAGUUCCGCAAUCCGGAUUUGGAAAUUCACCUGAACUAUGGGUCCGUGUUGCGAUCCAUCUGGGCUUCUUCAAUUUUCUUGAACGGCGAAUGGGUUUUCUGCGAUUUCACAUGGUCAGGAAAGGCAGUGGGAUGUCUUGUGGUCCUUUUUGGGGUGAGCAUCGUCGUAGUUCCGAUGAUGGUUUUCUCUGGCGAAUUCAUGAAGCAGCUGCUGGGUGAUUUCUUCGAACACAACGUGGAGCAUCUGAAGGCUGAGGAAAGGGAUCUGUGGCAGCUCAAGAUGGAACCGGCUGACGAUGCUCCCAGCUGGCGCAAAGAAUUGUUCAGCCUGCUGUACGCGCAUUUGCAGCGGUUGAAGAAAGGCUUACAACAGCAGACGCAGUAUCAUCGGUCAAGAGUUCUUCGAGAAGAAAGGCCUUGGAAAUUUCAGCUGUUCAAGCGAGUGUCGCUGGCAACAUCUCUAAUCUUCACACUCGUGACAUUGAUGGAAAACAGCCAAUAUAUGAAUGCUAAAGAGGGAUGUCGGGAGCGCGAGCUCAAGAACAUCAUCUUCAAGUACGUGCUCAGCACCGCCAGCCAACAAGAAUGCCAGAGUUUUCUGGCUUGGGUCGACAUGAUUGAAGCAAGGGUUGACACGCUUUUUCUGAAUUUCUUCGUCCUGGAGUUCAUUCUUCGUUGCAUCGCCCUGGGCUGGCGCCACUUGGUCUCUGAGCUGGGCCUUGCGGAACUCUUUUCGAUUGUUGGCUUGAUCUGGUCUCUGCCGGCACGUUUCCGAGAGGACGCGUUGCACAACCCGAAGACAUGGGAGCAAUGGCGACUCGACGGAUUCCUUCUCGGAGCCGUUGUGCCUCUGCGACUCUGCCGGCUGGUCUCUGUCGGGUCCUAUUUCGGAGUUGUCCGCGCAGUCCGGAAGGUGCUCUUCAUUGCCCGGUGGCCUUUGAUUAAGAGCUUCUACUUUCUCGUCGUGGUGUGGUACACUCACGCCAUGCUUCUGCACCUUGCGGAGAUGGACAAUCCCAAAUGGGCCAUCGCUGGUGCGCAAGUCAAACCAGCAGAGGAUAAAGAUCCCGAGGCCUUGGUCAAAAUAAUACAGCCGAUGCAGCAAUCGGAACGAUUCGGUGACUACCUCGUGGCCAUGCAGUACAGCCUUUUGCACCUGACCGGCGACUAUCCCAUCGUAAAGUACACCUUCGCUGCCAAGCUCCUGCUGAUCGUUGGGCUGGUGGUCGGUACAUGCGCCAUCGUGGUGUGGACUGCAAUUUUCAGUUCCAGCAUGGUGAACUACUUGGCGAACGAGGCCGUCGAGGACCCUUUGGCCAAAGCGGUGGAGCGUCGGAUGUUGUUAGCAAUAGAGGUUGUGACGCGCAUUCAGCGCACUUGGAGGCGCAGGCAAGCUGCACGAAAGCAAGCAAUCGAACAAGGCCCAGGCCCAGGCCCAGUCCAGACUCCAGAGGCCUCAAGGCCCUCUAGGCCUGGCAACUCCGUCCUCAGAAGAUGGUGGACAGAAUUCCCUUGGGAGCGUUUCUUUCAGAUCACCCUCGUUGUCAACCUCUGCGUUAACAUGCUUUGCUCGCUGCCGGAGGUCGUCCCGCCGCCAAAGGGGGAGCUAACAUGCGAGGAGCUCUAUCGUCAAAAGAUUCACGCGAAAUUCGAGGCAGUGUGUCUCAUAAUCUUUACAGUGGAAUUGGUCGGCGCCCUUCGAGCAGGCAAGGGCAGUGAAGGCAAACGGUGGUACUUUUAUCGAACCGUCGAUUUCCUCUGCCUGUUGCCCGGGCUUGCCACGAUUGUGGCAGUCACGGCGGAGCUUUACAGUGGGGGCGGCCCUGACUGUGGAAAGCAUGCCGAAGUGCCAAAGCAUGCCGAAGUGCCAGCCGAAGUGAGAAGCUUCCUCGACGCGCUGGACAUGCCUUUAAAAGCAAUGAAAAUGAUCCGAGUUCUACGCAUCCUGUUCUGGCGCCAGUGGAAGGAUGAUGUGCAAGUCUUUAUCCGAGGGGUAACAUCUUCAGGCCCCAUUCUCGCAGUGCCGGUGUUCAUGUCGCUUCAAAUCUGGGUGGUGAUCUCGAGCCUCUUCGUUUUCACGGAGAACUCCUGGAAAUCACCCUCCCAGGUCUUCUUUGCAUCGGUGCCCUCGUCCAUGUACUGGACCUCUUCCUUCCUUAUAGGAGAGUGGACCCUGGCAGACUUUUCUCCAGGAGCUGGGUCACGAGUCUGCAUAUGCACAGCUCUUUUUGGCACCAUGGGUUUUGCGAUCCCCAUGGGCAUCCUCAUGGAGGGGGUCAAACAAUCGAUGGUCGUCGACAUGAUGGAGCGGUUGCCCCUCAACGAACUGGCAGAGUACGAGGACACCGAGACGAAGAAGUCAAAGCGUCCGUCUCAGCAAUCGAUCAAGGCAGAGGCAAUGCGCCAUCAGGCCGAUGCUUCGUCAAGUUCAAGGAUGGACCGUGGAAUUGACAGACAGCAGCAGCUCAGGCGUGCGGCCAAGCUCGCUGCUAUGACAAGGCUCCAGGUCUCAAAGGGCAAAGACGAGCCCCACAAGCCGCCGAAGGCAGGCAGCGCAUGA